AUGACUGCAGGCAGAGUCAACCCCUACAGCAUUGUGUCCUCCGAGGAAGACGGGCUGAGGUUGACCACCAUGCCAGGAAUCAACGGCUUUGGCAACGGGAAAAUCCACACCAGGAGGAAAUGUAGGAACAGGUUUGUAAAGAAGAACGGUCAGUGCAAUGUGGAGUUCACCAACAUGGAUGACAAGCCGCAGAGGUACAUCGCAGAUAUGUUCACCACCUGCGUUGACAUCCGUUGGAGGUAUAUGCUCUUGCUCUUCUCCCUGGCGUUUCUGGUGUCCUGGUUAUUGUUUGGGCUGAUUUUCUGGCUAAUUGCACUCAUUCAUGGAGAUUUAGAAAACCCAGGUGGAGACGAUACCUUCAAGCCUUGCGUUCUGCAGGUCAAUGGCUUUGUGGCUGCUUUUCUGUUCUCCAUUGAGACCCAAACGACUAUUGGUUACGGCUUCCGCUGCGUGACAGAGGAGUGCCCGCUUGCUGUCUUCAUGGUGGUUGUUCAGUCCAUCGUGGGGUGUAUAAUAGACUCUUUCAUGAUUGGUGCAAUAAUGGCAAAGAUGGCCAGGCCCAAAAAACGGGCCCAGACAUUACUUUUCAGCCAUAACGCGGUAGUGGCAAUGAGAGAUGGGAAACUCUGCCUGAUGUGGAGAGUUGGGAACCUCCGGAAAAGCCACAUAGUAGAAGCCCACGUACGAGCUCAGUUAAUUAAGCCCAGAAUCACAGAAGAAGGGGAGUACAUACCACUUGACCAAAUAGACAUCGACGUGGGGUUUGAUAAAGGCUUGGACCGUAUCUUCUUGGUGUCCCCCAUCACCAUUCUCCAUGAGAUCAACGAAGACAGCCCGCUGUUCGGGAUCAGCCGCCAGGACUUAGAGACGGAUGACUUUGAGAUCGUCGUCAUCCUCGAAGGCAUGGUGGAAGCCACUGCGAUGACGACGCAAGCUCGGAGCUCCUACCUGGCUAGCGAGAUCCUGUGGGGCCACCGCUUCGAGCCCGUCUUGUUCGAGGAGAAAAACCAGUACAAAGUAGACUAUUCCCACUUCCACAAAACCUACGAGGUCCCGUCCACCCCCCGCUGCAGCGCCAAGGACUUGGUGGAGAACAAAUUCCUCCUGCCGAGCACCAACUCCUUCUGCUAUGAGAACGAGCUGGCCUUCAUGAGCCGUGACGAGGAUGAGGAGGACGAUGACAGCAGGGGUUUGGAUGACCUGAGCCCGGACAACAGGCACGAGUUCGACCGGCUUCAAGCGACGAUAGCGUUGGAUCAGAGGUCGUACCGGAGGGAGUCGGAAAUAUGACUCUUGGUCCUCUCUCUGACUUUUCCAAGGGCAGUUUCUGUGACAAGCCGUCGUGAAUCAGCACAACGCUGCCAAGUUCAGGUCGCAAACGCUCGCCACGACGCUGCUCCUGGAGAACACGGCGCUUUAACGCAGGCGAAGGAGAGACCCCUCCUGGUCCCGGGCUUCAGGGAAAACCCCUAAACCAACAGAUUUUGGAGUCAAAUCAGGCAUGGUGAUGCUGCUUUAAGGGAAGACACGCAGGAGGGUUUCUGAUCGGAUAUCAGGGCUGCGGAUGUGGAGGGAAGAGGAGAUAUGUCCGGGCUGGCAGAGCAGAGCCCUUUCCCCAGACAUUCAAUGCUUCCCCUCCUCUUCCCCUCCAGCUGGCACGUUCAUUUUGGCAAUACCCCGUCAGCGUGUAAUUAACCCUCCCCUCUUUGCUGCCUGAUUGCCUGAUGACCCCAAGCAACUCGCCCGUCCCGCAGGCUGGGGCGUUUCUUGCUGUCCCCUUCCAAAAUAGGGUCCCUGCUCGCAGGGCUGCAGCACCCAUGUGGGGUCUGGGGUGGGGAUGCCGGGCAUUUGGGGACAUCAUUAGGGUGCUGAGAGGGGGGUGACCCCGUGGGGCAGGCCCUGGCAGCCCGUUCUCUGGGGGAUGGCACCCCUGCCUCGUGGGCUUGCUGUCCGUUUGGGUUCGUGGCUGACUCAGCCCCAGAUGGUUGCUGCGAGCGCUUAUAUAACGGCAUGUUUUGGUGGGGGCCGGGACGCAGUGAGCGGCGAGGAGGUGGGCGCGGGGGCGAGGGAGGGAACAGAGCUAAAGAUAAGCCUGGCAGCUCUGGCACUGCUUCGCCAGGCCCCCGGGAGCCGGCAGGGGAAAGGCGCUGGGGAUCGGGCGCUGAGCUCUCAGCCACGGCCCCGCUCGCUGAGACGGAGCGCAGCAUCCCGCUGCCAGCGCCGUUCCCCUUCCUGGUACCCGCCGGGCACCUUUGCAGGGCUACCUUCCCCAAACUGCUCUCCAACAGCACAGAAAUCACCCCCAUUCCUUAAAACUUUUUUAUUUUAUUAUUUUUUCCCCAUGUUUCCUCACCUGGGAGCGGCAGGGAAGUGGCUUUGCCCAGUCCCGGGGCUGCACCAAGCUGCACAGGGCCCCCCGCAGCCUUCAUCCCCACCGCUCUCCUCCUCCCACACCCUCUGCU
Cygnus atratus (black swan) is the source of this 2462-nucleotide messenger RNA. RefSeq names its product ATP-sensitive inward rectifier potassium channel 12. The transcript is spliced from 2 exons. The record is from RefSeq and is a predicted model, not a curated record. Gene Ontology annotation, biological process: regulation of monoatomic ion transmembrane transport; potassium ion import across plasma membrane. Gene Ontology annotation, molecular function: inward rectifier potassium channel activity. Bases 1 to 1290 code for a protein of 429 amino acids. Lineage: Eukaryota; Metazoa; Chordata; Aves; Anseriformes; Anatidae. Gene Ontology annotation, cellular component: plasma membrane.